Passer domesticus (house sparrow) is the source of this 10833-nucleotide messenger RNA. RefSeq names its product La ribonucleoprotein 4 (gene LARP4). Gene Ontology annotation, cellular component: cytosol; cytoplasmic stress granule. NCBI's taxonomy places the organism in Eukaryota, Metazoa, Chordata, Aves, Passeriformes, Passeridae. Bases 3922 to 6153 code for a protein of 743 amino acids. The transcript has 16 exons. Gene Ontology annotation, molecular function: mRNA 3'-UTR binding. Gene Ontology annotation, biological process: positive regulation of translation. The record is from RefSeq and is a predicted model, not a curated record.
GGAGGGGAGGGUUCAGCUCGGCGGGUUCUGCCCGGGGCUUUGUUCGGGUGACGGGCGAGGUGGUGCUGGUGGGCUCACAAACACAACAUGUGCUCCGUGGUUAGGAGCCUCUCAGUAAAGCAGUUUAGGAAACACGUUCUAUUUCUUAAGUGAAUCACCUCAGUUCUGAGCUGAAUGUUCCUUGGCUUCGCGGGGAGGAUUAAAAGUUGUUCUGAAUACGGUGACAGGUCUGGAGAAUUAGGGGUUGCGGUGUUCUGCUGGAAGAGGAGCUGCUGAGGCUGAUGGGAGGCAUGAGCAGCUGCCUCAUCCCGGGCUGAGCGAGGCGAGAGGCCCCGGGUGCACGAGGCAGGUUCUGGAAUGCAGGGAUGGAGAUGUGCAUGGGAGCUGGAGCAUAUCAGGGAGCACAUGGCUGCUGCUGCUGGUGUGGAUGGGAGCUGGAGCUCAGCAGCACUUGGAGAUUUUUAGGGAGACCUGAAACACAAACUCCCUAAAACUCCCUAACUGAUCUUUCUCUGAUGGUGUUGGGAGUUUCUGUGAUCUUCAUUCUGGAAGCCUCAAUAAUAUUUAAUUUAGAGUUCCUGGGGACCAUAUGGAAUUUCUGAAGGUUAGGCACAGGAUGGGUGGAAGUCCUGAGGUUUUCAGGGGGAUUGGCUGAGUUGCUGUAGUUGCCAGUGUUUGUUUUAGAUCUACUUGAGAUGUAAAUGUGGCAGUGUGUGAGGGGGAAUUGGGUUUCCUUCAACAUCCUUUAGUUCCCAAUCUCUGCAGUGAUGGCUGUGUAAGGCUCAUGCUGUUUCAUACAUUUAUGUUAGGGGCAGGCCUUUUUUCUCCCUCUAAGCCAGGAUCUGUGUUAACAGUUGAUAAUGAGGUGCAUUGGAAUAUUAAUAAAUUCAUCCAGAGAAAUGGAAUUGAUAAUGGCUGCUGGGCUUUACUCAGAUGGGUAUGUGCUCUAAAUUCCAUAUGUUUGUAAUUUCUUGGGGAAAUGGGAGUCUGUGUGUUUCAGGUGGGUGAAAUGCUGCCCAUGCUGUCUCCUGGUUAGAAAUCCAGGAUUGUGGGAGGCACUGAGUGUUGUUGGCCCUCUGGAGCACGUGAGGCUUCCUGUGACCCCACACUGCCGCUGUUGACACCCCUGUGACACAGGUACCACCUUCAGCCAGCACAGCUGUGCCUUGGCUUUUCCAAGGGCUGGAGGAGGCUCCCCGGUGGAAAACCCUGCAGCUCCUGGUGGGAGGGAUGUUCCUGGGAGGUUGGGAGUUACCAGAGCACUGAACUGUCACCUGAAACCUGCCAGCAGCUCUGAAGGAGUUCUGUGUGUUGGUUUGACACCGACCUCUCCUGAUCCAGCCUCUGAGUCUGCAUCAGCUCCCCUCAGAGAAGGUGUCUGAGCCCCUCAGGGUCCCUACCUGCCUGUGCCCCAGGCAGCACAAGGCUUCUCUCAGCUGCCUCCCGGAGCUUUGCUGACCUUGGGGUUUUUCCAUCUGCUUACGUUUCCAUUUCUGGAAAAGGGUUAGUUUCUCCCCUCACAAGUUUGGUUAAAUUCUCUUCUGGAUUUUUUGCUUUGUUUCUGUUUCAGAGAGUUUUUCUACUCCAGGAAAUCUGUCAUAAGCUCUGGGUUAGGAUUUUCGUUGCAGAAUAAUUUGAAUUAAUAUUAAAAUUGAAUGUCUUAAAACUUUUGAGUGCAUGCAUUUUUGUCAACUUAAUUCAAUCUGGUUAAGUGUAAUUUAGAUGUAAUUACAAUAAGAAAAAUAGCCUUUGCCAUGUUCCAGAAUGAGAAUUUUGGAACAGCCAAUUUUUAGGAGUUAUUGGAGGAGAAUCUUUGAUCCACGUUUGCUGGAAGUAGUGUGAGCGAGAGGGGAAGCUGUGCUGAGGAGGAGAGCUUUGUCAGCUCGUGGAUCCCAGCGAGUGUUCCCAACCUUUGUCACUCUGUAAAGCUUUAACCUCAUCAUGAAAGUUCCCGAUAGCAGCUGGGAGGAUCAUGCUGCAGCCAAUCCCACGGGCUCGCUGUUUGUAGCCUCAGUUAAAUAAGCAAGAAUUGAUAUUUUGGCCUUCUCUUCAGAAGAGCCGCUGGCCAGGAUGGAGCGAUUUCGCUCGUGGAGUGCAGCAUGAAUUUCCCAAAAGCUGAUGUAAAUUUAGGGACUUUUCAUCCUCUGCAGUCCGUGGGGUUUUGCUGUUGAGAUGAGUGAGAGCAGGGCUGCAUCCUGCUGGGCUGUUUCUAGCACGAGGGGAAGUGGCCCACGCUCUGUUCCAGGUGUGUCCCAGCCACUGUGUUCACCACUUCAUCAGAGCUGCUUUUAGUCCCAAUCACCUCCAGAAAUGCAGUAACCACAACAAAGUGUUUCAGUUUCACUUUAUCACAUUUAUUCCUGCAAAUUACUUUAGGCCUGAGCUCAAUGCUACCCUUAGAGAUGUAGGUAGUGAGGCAUAGUUUAUUUUUAGAAAAGAAUGAAUCAUCUCCUGGAUGUGUCUUGUUUCUUUUUGCUUUGUUGAGAAGUAAGUUCAAGGAACUGCUGGCUCUGGGUUUGUGAGCAGGAGCCCAUGCGGGCAGGUGAUGCUGCCCCAGGAGUGACCAGAAGCUGAGCAGAACUUAGUUUGGAACUGCUGAACUGCAGUGACAGCCUGUGGUUGCAGCAGGUUACUGGGUUUUGCUUUGCAGGUUGUUGUUGGGGAACAGCUACUCUUGAAAUCUGCAAAGGGAAAUACACGUGUGUCCUUUCACCCUGAACUAUUUCCAGUUUUCAGCUCUGCUCCUGGGCAAAGAUUAACGGGAGGGGAAGACUCUGUUGCUAUGUGGAUUAAAUCAGUUGUGCGUGGGGGGUUUGAAUCUCAGAGCUUUGCAAAAACCAUGGUCUUUGUUUUGCUUCUCACACGGUUGUCUUGAACUUCUCCAGUUUUUGGAGGCUUCUUGUUACUGAGCUGGGGCUUGUCCUUGUAGCAAACAGCUCUGGCACGAGGUGUGACCUUGGCAGAGGAAUUAUCUCUAAAGCUAUUGCAACUGCUUCCUUAUCCUUGUGCUGUGUGUUUGAGGCCUGGUAGUGAGCCACUCCUUAACUUCAGAAUCCAGGAGCCUGGCCUCCAACAUACCCAGCUUGCUUAUCUGUGUGGUUGUGGAUAUGAGCUGGAUUAAUGGCUUUCACCUUUUAAAGUCCAGCAAAUUGCAGCAGUGAAGUGGAGCAUCGUUCAGUGGCUGGAGGAACUGUCACAGCUGCUUUUGGGGGGUGUUGGGAUAUCCUGGGGGGAGAAUUUUUGCAAAAGGGUAGUUUUAUUCACUACCCUAUAACUAUAGUUAUUAUUUCAUUAUGUGAAAGGAGCAAAAGCCAUGUUUUUCCUCCCUGCUGCUGCUGGAUUGUUGGAUUCCUCACCCAAAAUGCCUUUGAGCAGCUCUGGGAGAGGGACCUUGAAGGAUUCUUGUGCUGUGGGAAUGAGCGUUUCUCUGUGCCAGGUGCCAGGCUGGAGUCUUGCACUUCUUAUCUGUUUCAUUUGUAACCCUUUGACUCUGGUUAUGGUCCUUGUUGCCCAGACCCAAAGUGAGCAGAUCCUGUUCUCUCCCCAGCAGGCUGGGAUGGUAUGUAAGUUUGUCUUGGCAAUUCCAAACCUUUAAUCUCCUUGGUUACCAGUUUAAGGAAAUCAUUAGUGUCUGUUGAUGUGUGUAAGAUUCCUGGGGGAAUGGGGUAGGACUUGGGUAAGUUCAGGAGGAAUCCUGACACAGCUAAGGUGGUGCUUGGUUAGUACAGAUGUCACUAAUUCCGUUGAGUUAUACAGUUUCUUCUCCUUGACAUAUGUUUUUUUACCUUCCUUUCUAGGAAGGGGUCUGGAGGAGGGAAAAUUUCCCUUUCUGGUGAAAGGGGACUGGAGCAUUAUGACAGUCAAGUCUUUAAAAGCUUAUGAGUUCCCAGAGUCCUUGCCGAGUAGCCGCUGCCUCCGCUGAUGUUGUCGGAUGUCAAUAAAGAGAGGUUGAAGGCAACACUUCUCAUGGAGCAGGUAACAUCAAAAGGUGCUGGCUUGAACCCCAACGCAAAAGUGUGGCAAGAAGUGCCCCAGGGCAGUGGUGAGGCCGUGCCCCCCACCAAUGGCACAGAGCACACGUGGCAGGAGACAGCAGCAGCCCAGGGGACUCCAGCUGAGGGUAACAUAGAGAUCUCAGAGGACAGCUGCAAGCAGUAUGAAGUGAUGUAUUCCCCAUCCUGCGAGGCCACAAGGAAUGGCACAGGAGUUGAUGAGGCAUCAGCAAAUGGAAUUGUCCUGGCAACUGAAGAUCUGGGAUACCAAAUCUAUGAAGUGUCUGGUGAUGGCAGCUCCACUGUGUCCCCAGAAGACAUUAGAGAAUGUUUGAGAAAACAGCUUGAAUUCUGCUUCUCUCGAGAGAAUCUUUCAAAGGAUCUCUACUUGAUGUCUCAGAUGGACAGUGAUCAGUUUGUUCCAAUAUGGACAAUUGCCAACAUGGAAGGGAUUAAGAAGCUGACAACAGACAUGGACCUUAUUCUUGAAGUUUUGAGAUCUUCUCCGAUGGUACAAGUGGAUGAAAGGGGGGAGAAAGUCAGACCAAACCACAAACGAUGUAUUAUCAUUCUCCGUGAGAUCCCUGAAACGACACCUAUAGAGGAGGUGAAGGCUCUGUUCAAGAAUGAGAACUGCCCCAAGGUGAUAAGCUGUGAGUUUGCUCACAACAACAACUGGUACGUUACAUUCCAGUCCGACACAGACGCGCAACAGGCAUUCAAAUACUUAAGAGAAGAAGUGAAAACCUUUCAGGGCAAGCCAGUAAUGGCCAGGAUAAAAGCCAUCAACACGUUUUUUGCUAAGAAUGGUUACCGGGUCGUGGAUUCCAGUGUGUAUCCCCAGCCCGUGCAGACCCAAGCCCAGUUUGCCUCCCCCCUGUUUAUGCAGCCUGUAUAUAGCCCUCAGCAGUACUCGAUUUACAGCAUCGUGCCUCAGACGUGGUCUCCAAAUCCUGCACCUUACUUUGAGACACCACUGGCCCCGUUUCCCAACGGUGGAUUUGUGAAUGGCUUUAAUACACCAGGAUCAUAUAAAACAAAUGCUGCUUCUCUGAGUAUAGGUCGCCCAUUCCACAGGAAUCGGGUGAAGCCCCAUUUCCGCUCGUCCAGCAGCUCAGAGCACCCCGAGGGGCCACCCGGGGCCGGGGCCCUGCCCAUGGGGGACCUGAGCAGAACCAGCUCGAGGAAUUUUGUCAUGGAGCGACACAGCAGCUCGUUGGCCGGGCACCAAGACCAAGGGUAUUCCCAGAAGGAUUCUCCCACGGCACAGCUGGAGCAGAACGGCGAUUACGGCGUCGGCAGGGGCAGGAGGAACGUGUUCAGGGGUCGGAGGAGACGGGAGGACGACCGGGUUUCGAGACCUCAGCCUUCAGCAGAAACAAAGACUCAGACACCAAAGUUUGACUUGCUUGCAUCCAAUUUCCCACCUUUGCCUGGCAGCGCAGCAAAAAUUCUGGGAGAGCCUGUGCUGGAGAGCAGGAUGUCUGACAUCGUUAAAGGAGUCUGCAAAGAGAAGGAAAGCAAAGACUCCGUGUGCCCCUGCCCUGCUCCUGCUCCAGAUGAACAAACGCCCAGCGCUGCCCAACCGCCCGUGCCCAGCGUGAGCUCCCCGAGCCAGACUGAGCCUGUGGUGCCGAGCACGGUUCAGCCAGAGAGCAAACCAGAAGAAGUGUCUGCUCCAAAGGACGUGGCCAGCCCGGCUUCUCCACCGGCACCCGUCUGUCCCAUCAGUGCUGCGAAGCCACCGAGGACAAACACCUCCUCACCUUCUGCCCAAGCAAGUGCAGCUCCUGCUCUGUCGACACAGGAGCCUCGCAAGCUCAGCUACGCCGAAGUUUGCCAGAAACCCCCAAAGGAGCCACCUCCAGUCCCUGUCCAGCCUCUGAGGGAGCACCGCACCAACAUCGUUCCCCCUGCCAAAAAUGAAGAAAAUGGUACGUUGGAGAAGGCUCCGGAGAAGGCUCCUCACGAGAGGGCUCCUCACGAGAGGGCCGAAGGGCGAGUGAAGGAUUACUCCGGGUUCCGCGGCAGCGGGGCUCCCAGGGGAGCUGCUGGCAAAAUCAGGGAACAGAGGCGCCAGUUUGGACGCAGAUCUUCACCUCAGGGAGCGCCGCGCCGCGCGGGCAAGGAGCAGUACGUGCCACCCCGGUCACCAAAGUAACGCUGGGCCAGCCAAUGAUUCUCUGUUUCACUUGAGCUGUGGACUAAAGAGCAGCAGAGAGACUGAGGAGGGAAGGAUUCGGGAAGGGGAAUACUGAACUGGAGCGUGGCUUGUGUGGAGAAGUUGUGGAGGGUCCCAAAAUUCAUCUCUAAAAGUGAUUUCACAAAUGCUGGAGGAUUCCAAUCACUAUAAAUAUAGAGAUUAUAAUUUUUGUAUUUUUGUUUUUAAUUUGCAGAGGGUUUCCUGCUUGAAAUCAGCUUUGGGAUUGUGAAAGUAGCAUUUUGACAAAGUGAAAGAGUAUGAGUUGACAAAUUAACCUGUCCCUCGGUGUAGGAGGAAAAGGACAAGAGAAUAUUAUUUUUGGAAAAUGAGCAUUUCUGUAAAAUUAGAACUUUUUGUAACCUAUUUAACUUGUGGGCUGGUGUGUCUGCCAUGGAUGGCCUGGCAUUGCAGGGGCCUCUGCAGCAGCAUGAGCAGAGCAAGUGCAGCCAGAACUGUUGUCAUCACUUAGUCACUGAUGAUGAAAACUGAAUGUACUACUGUAGUGUAACCCAUGUGUUUCCAGCUUGAAGUAGAGUCUCUUGACCUUACUAAUAUUUCAUUCAGCAAGCUUUUUAAGGUAUAAGUUUUGCAGGAUACUGGAUUGUAGAUGAGAGUGCGUGGACAGCAGAAAUUGUCUGGUAGAUGCAGUGGAAGGAGGCAAAGGGAGCAUGUGAGAAUCUUUAUAAUGCCCUUUUUCCUUGCCUCCUUUUGAGGGCAACUCCUUAGGUUUGGGGUUUUGUUUGUUUGCUUUUUCCCUCUCUUGUUACUUUCUCUAAUUUCUUUAUUACAGACUUUAGUGCAUUUUUCUUGGUGUGUUUUCCUGAGGCAGCCCCAGGGUGGGACGGGCAGGUGGCUACACAGCACCUGGUGUUACCUGCACAGGUAAGGAGCCUGGAAUUCCAGCUGCAGAUGCUGAAUUCUGCCUUGCAGGUGGGAGCUCUGGGCACUCGCUGGCAUCUCUGGAUGACUGGGCAGCAAACCAGAGCUGUGGCUGGGUUUUCUCUGUGCUGACUCUGGAAUAGGCUGUUGGCUGCUGUAUUGCCAGAAAUCAGGGUUUAGACUCCUGGGAACUCGUUGUUUACAGCUGAUGUCAUAGCAACUGACUCGUUUUUAACUGUUUAAAGUGGAACUAAAGAUGCAGAGUUAAGGAAAUCCCCUCUGGAGCAGUGGCUCGUUGCCAGCUGUAUGCUGACUGAAUUUGCAACACUAUUGUGCAGUAAGUGGUUAAGUUUCAGGGUGAUUAAUGACUGAAAUAGGAACAUUGAGCGCAUUAAUCUGCCAAAAUCAGCAUACCAGGGUUCAAAGUUCUGUAUAAAGCGUUAGGGAAAAGUAGCUUCCAGCAGUAAGAAUCACAUCUUUAUUUUUUCUUCUUUUUUUUUUUAGUGAAUAGCAAGUGUACAAAUUUAAAGUUGUAAGUUGUGAACACUGGAAAACUCAAUUGUGAUAUAUUCCGUAACCAUCUUAGUAAUAUAUGCUCGUGUUGCCAUAGAAUGAAUGUAAGUGGCAGUUAAAAUAACUGUGAAAUUUUUCAUCUUCUGAUUUCUUAGCCAGAUAACCCUUGGCGACUUGGGGCUCAGUAGGAAUUCUCUAUCAACUGCUUGGAGAACACUCAUAUCUAUUUUUAUAAAUAUUAUAUAUAAAGCCAGAGUUGUCAUUUCUCUAACUUAUUAUUCAGCUUGGCAAGUGCUUUGAGUUGAUUCAUAACACAAUAUAAUGUAUUUAUGCAGUUAACUGUUCAUUUCUAGGCAUGUUACAAAGAGAGAGUCAGAGAAUCAUCGAAUGGGCUGAGUUGGAAGGGCCCCAUCAGGGUCAGGGAGUCCAACUCCUGGCCCUGCACAGACACCCCCAAAAUCCCACCCUGUGCCUGAGAGCGUUGUCUAAAUGCUUCCUGAGAUCAGACAGGCCUGGAGCUGUGACCCCUUCCCUGGGGAGCCUCUUCAGUGUCCCACCCCCUCUGGGGAAGGGCCUUUUUCUGAUCUCCCACCUCAGCCUUCCCCAACUCAGCUUCCUGCCAUUUCCUCGGGCCCUGCAGUAUGUAUACAUAUAUAUAUUUAUAUAUAUAGAUAUAUAUAUAUGUAUAUAUAAGCCCCCAAAUCACUAUUCACUUUGAAACUACCUGUACUGGGUUUGGGAGGUUUUUUUUUUUUAAAUUUAGUGAAAAAAAAAUCGUUGAUCCCAUCCACAGUUAGGGAUUCUUACAGACCCUUCUCCGUUUAUUUUGAUAAUGCUACUCUCAUUGGAAUGAUGGGGAAGUUUAAAUAUUCAGUGUCAAAGUCCUGAAAUGCAAUGAAUGCAAAGUUGAAUUAGUUUUAAAGGCUCUAAACAAUUCCUGCAGCCAAACUGGAACAAAAGAAGCCUGGAGGGUGGUUCAUGGGCGCUUAGGGGAGUGUUCUGGGCCGUUGAGGAGCGUUGGGAUGCUGACAGCUUGGGCUGUUUGGAGGAGGAAUUGAGAGGGAAGGGCUGGUGCAGAUGUGGCUCAGAAUUCCCUGAUCCAGUGGCAGCUUGUGCUGAGAGGAUCUGAGUGGUGAAAUGGAUCUUCUGAUCAGAUGUGGGAAAACCCAACCAGCCGUGGCUCCAUCUUCCUGGUGGGGUGGUGGGAAAGGGGUGCUCUUUGAGUCCUGGGGGGUUCCAGCAGCAGCAGGUGCAGCUCUUGUGCAGGGGAGGAAGGUCAGGCUGUAACUGUUGGCUUUUCCCAGCAUAUCCAAACUUCUCUCAGCUCGGGGCACUUGGAAUGAUUCAUUUCACACCUGCGUGCGAGGAUUUCACGUGAGCGUUUCCCUUCCACCAUUUCCAGCUGUGGUUUGGGGUUUGGUUUUUUUUUUUUUUUUAAUUCUUUUCUGUGCAGGGGGAAAUUCCCAGUUGGAUACAGAGGCUGUGAAACUGCAGUGGGGUGGGAGUUCUCCUCAGCACUGGGAGCUGGCAGGGACUGGCUUUGCCUCUUCCUCUCGUGCUGGGCUGGGGAGGGAUCCUGUGUCUGUCCCCAGUAAUUUGCCCGUUGGGGAAACUGGGAAGACUGGGACAGAGGGGAGGUUUGGAGACAGAGCCACAGCUCCUGGAUUCACAGGAGCUGGUCCCUGUCACCGAGCCCCAGGUGCUCUCCAAGAGGCCAGAGCUCUCCGUGGUUCCCUCUGGCUGUAGCCCCACGGGAUAGAAAUUGUCCUGCUCUGCUGAUAUCAAAUACCAGGAGGUGCAAAUCACACCUAACUUUCAGUUUUAGGAACUGCGACUUGUUUUCAGAGUUGUUGACUUCUGUUAGGGACAGAAAUGCACUUCCCAGUUCAGUUCUUUUCCAAAUUACUGCCUGUGGAAAAGAUUGGGGCACUCUCUCGUGCUUCUGCUGGGGAGUGAAAAGAAGAAAUUCUUUGCAUGUGAUAGUAAAAUUAAAAGUGCAAAAAGUUUUAUUUCUUUUGAUUUCUAACAUUAAGUUAGUUUUAUAGUAUCUUACAUUCCUGCUCUUGUUGUUUUGUUGGUUUUUUUGUUUUUCUUUAAUUAGCCUGGCACAGUAUGAUGGUGCAGUUUUAGCUGUAGGAAAAAAAAAAAAAGUAACCCACUAUUAACCAGAAGAGAAAGAUGAUACUGUGGCAGAUCAGUAGCAAAUAAGUGACUUAAUCAAUGCUUUACUGUAGUUAAAUAGCUAUGGCCUUACUACUUUGUCAAUAUCAGCUUAAUUGUCUUGAAACUGUCUGCGAUUUUUACUGUUCCCAGGUGAGUUUACCUGGGCUGAGAUAUCUGGUAUGUACAGAUGAUAUUUUAAAUUUGUAAAAUGCACCAUUGUAUUACAGAUGAUGCAACAGAAAUGCACUUCGGGGGGAAAUGGCUUCUGAUGAGUUUUUUUUGUAAAUCCUUGAUUACUACAGAUAUGCAAUAGAGUUUUUGUUUCUAAUUUUGAUAUUUCCUUCUGAAACGUAAGAUUGUUGCCAUUAAUCUGAAUGAUUUAUCAUGCUCUUCUUUGCGUGUAUAUAUUCCAUAUAGUCUGAGCUUCCUUUAGGAUGGUACAUAAUUUUGGGUUGUUGUAGUAUUUUAGUUGGCUCUUCUCUUCAGUGCCUUUAGCUCAGGCACUUCAAGAGGUUCAUUGAGUCUGUUUUUAAUGUACAGUUGGGAGGACUUGAAAUGGAGUUAAAGCAACUUAUUUCUGAGAAAAAGAAAUCCAUCUGCAAACUAACCUGUAACAACUUUAAAAUUUUAUAUUUAAGAACCAGAUGUUUAUUUUUAUGGAACUUCAGUUAUGGAUACAGUUUCCAAAAAAAAAAAAUGCAACUUCAAAUGUAAACAGACUGUGCAUAAAUGGGUUUUGUUCUAAUUUUUAUAGAAUACAAAAUAUUCAGAUAAUAUAUUGAGCUCGAGUUACUACAGACAUCUUGUUCCUCCCGGAUGAAUCCAGCUUCCCCUUGGCAUUGACGAUCUCUCUUCAAAGUGGUAGGAAAGGAGAAAAAAGCGACUUAUCUGGCUUUUAGACUGUCUGUUCUGGUUUAUUCCUGUUGUCAAAAUGUCCAAAACAAAAUUUGUGUAAAGUAGGUUCAUGCUUUAAGUGUUCAAAUGAUAAUACAUGUAUUUGUAUUUGUUUUUGACAUUGCCAAGGUGCUAUGGGAAAUUGAAAUAACAGUUAGAAAAAUAAAGCUGAUUUAAAAGAGAAAAAAA